UGUUAGUAAUUUCAGAAUUUUAUAAAAUUAGCGAUUUUUCAGAUUGAGGAUUAAAAAAAGCAACUCUAGUUGGUGUUUACUCCCAUUCUUGUUUGAAAUAUUGAAUCAUUCUAUAUCAGUUUACUCAAGAAGAAGUGGCAAUUGAAAAUGAAUUGAACAUAUAAAGCUUACAUGAAUUAGUUUUCUGACUGUUACUGAUAGCACUGAGGGAGGAAAAAAAUAGUAUGGUACCAAAAGAUUUUAUUAGCAAGUGAAAAAAGAACAUACAAUUGCAACCAAUAAACAAGCAUCUUUUUGUCUCCAGAGUAUGUUUUAAGACUUACAAUCAUGACAAUCUUGCCAAAGAAGAAAACCACCCAGCAGAAGGCUGAAGGCGAGAGUGCUGCUGACACAACCAAUCAUUCUUACUCUACUGAAAACAUCGGGCAUCAGUCGCUCGCUUCGGAAACUCGAGAGAGGUUCAACUUCUCGAGUCGGACCUCUCCGCCCGCAUGGCCGCUGCAUUCCUCGAGAGAAGAGAAAAGACCUUCCCAUUCCGCAAACCCCGGAUUUGACGAGUAUUUCAACAGCGAUUCUGGACCGAGCCACUCCAAGAGACGUCAUCAGACUUCACCACACCGAAGUGUGCGCAAAGCUCGUACCCAUUCGAACCAUUCUCUGAGGAGUGGGGGGCCACCAAUUACGUAUCCUUCCGCCGGCCCAUCCCAGGUGCAGGUCAGUUUGAGCAAUAUACAGGAAAGGCAAAAUAAUAACCAGGGAAAGACGCCGGAACGCAAGGAAGAAGAUCCGUCUGGUUACAAUAGCGGAGAUGAAUACGAUCGCUCCUGGAGUACCAUGAAUGAGGAAGAGUUAUCGGAGAAAGAGAAAAUGUUUGAAGAUAAAUUAAGUAAGAAAGGCUACCUCAUCAAAAAGAUGGGAGAAGACGGCGCAUGCAUGUUCAGAGCCGUUGCUGAUCAGAUAUACGGUGAUCAAGAAAUGCAUACUGCUGUUAGAAAACUGUGCAUGGAUUAUAUGGCGAAGAAUUCAGAUUACUACUCGCAGUAUGUAACCGAAGAUUUUGAGAAGUACGUACAGAGGAAAAGAAGUGAUCACAUCCAUGGCAAUCAUAUUGAAAUGCAAGCAAUGUCUGAAAUGUUCAACAGGCAUAUUGAAGUGUACCAUUACAGCUCUGAGCCAAUCAAUAUAUUUCACGGCUCUCAGAAAACUGAUAAUGAACCUAUACGUUUGAGCUAUCACAGAAAUGUUCAUUACAAUUCGAUUGUAGAUCCUUACAAGGCUACCAUAGGAGUCGGCCUGGGGUUGCCAUCUUUUAAGCCCGAUGUGAUGAACAAAUCGCUUGUGAAUGACGCUAUCCGGGCUUCUGAAAACUUGCAGCUGGAACAAGCUAUGCUUGAAGAUAAGUUGAGGGCGACGGAUUGGGAGGCCACCAAUGAAGCAAUAGAGGAACAGGUUGCCCGGGAAUCUUACUUCCAAUGGUUGAGGGACAAUGAGCUAAAAUCGAGGAAAAAGGUAGGUAGGACGGCUACUGCCACUAGCAGUUCUAGUUUGAUGGAUAAUUUGUCGGGCAGCAUGUCCCCCCAGUCAAACAGGGUCAUGUCCAGAUCCCGAUGCUCAAACUCUGCCUCUUCGAGCCCCAAAAUCCACGACAGCCACUCCGGUGAAAACGAAUCAAAGUCCCCUGAGAAUUGCCUUGCUGGAACAUCAGCUUAUCAUCUGAGUCAGGCGAGCGAUGCCUGUGCAUCCUCUUCAAGCAGCAGCCACUCUAAUGGCUUCAGCUUGGAUGAGACCGCUUCUUUCCUUAACCAGCUUCCUCCUUCGGUGUUUGGAUUGACAGAAUGGGAAGAUUCGGGUGUGAUCGCCAAGGUCCUCGCACAGUCGCAGCAGGAGUACAUUGAUGCUUUGAAACGUACCAGUGCUAAUAAUUAAUUUUUAUUUUUUUCACAAGCAUAAAAUCAUUAGCUCCUGUCUAAGACUUAUCAAUUUACUUUCAUUGCUCACUAGUGCAGUCGAACUGUUUGUGAACGACUAUACUUCUGUUACUGUGAUGUCUAUAAACAGCUGUAUGAGUAUAAAGUUGUAAGUGUAAAGAAAUAUUUUCAAGUUGCUUUACUUCUGUUAUGUUGAUUGUGAAAUUGUUCAAAAGAACUCCAGUGGAAAGCGUUGUCAAAUGUAAGAGGGAAUAAAAUGGUGCAUUUAUUUGGCCAUUGUAUUAUCUUUUCUGCUUUUGAAAUGCAAUUUCCUAAUAUUGUUAAUUUUGUAUUUAAAAAAAAAAAAAUCAAUAAAUAUAGAUAAAAUCAA
Messenger RNA from Uloborus diversus, 2298 nucleotides. It is a transcript of the gene Duba, whose product is annotated as OTU domain-containing protein 5-A-like. Gene Ontology annotation, molecular function: K63-linked deubiquitinase activity; cysteine-type deubiquitinase activity. NCBI's taxonomy places the organism in Eukaryota, Metazoa, Arthropoda, Arachnida, Araneae, Uloboridae. Bases 328 to 1926 code for a protein of 532 amino acids. The transcript has 3 exons. The record is from RefSeq and is a predicted model, not a curated record. Gene Ontology annotation, biological process: protein deubiquitination.